UCAGUGCUGAAGACCGCCGAAAUCGAUGAAUAUAAUAUUUAAUUUUUUAAACCGAUAACUAUAAUUUACAUAAAUAGUUCGUAUUUCUGUUGCUAGUUUAUGUACACCGUUCAGUUUGCGUUCGGCCGCUGUCACGUAUGCGAUAUCGGAAGUGUCAUAGACUCUGUCGCUUGAUUAUUGUUUAUUAUAUUCUUAUAGUCUUUAAAACCGCAAAAAUUCAUCUCACCAACGUCAUUCGACUGUUUUGCUAGGAUUUGUUUAGUUGUUUUCUUCCAUUAACGUUUUACAUACCCAUAGCCUAUACCUACCUAUAUUGUAUACUGGCGCAAAGUCCGAAGAACAUUCAACGGCCGCGUGUGGAAACUGGUGGCUCGGACAUGGACACUGUCAAGGUUUGCGUUGAUUACCUAAAAGAUCCGGAACUAGUCGCCCGUUUUCAAAGGCUUUUCGGAGUGAUACGGUACGACUCGUCGGACAAUGAUACUACCGUUCCGUCGCUGGACAAUAGCGAGUCCAAGACCAAUAACGAAAGUACGGUACUCAAGUUAAACCCAAUCGAUCAUGUCACUAACAAGUUUUGGUAUUACUUGUUUCUGUCCUGCACGUACCUUGGUGACGAAAUUGGAUACGCUAUCGUCAUACCGUUCUUGAUAUGGAACGUAGACUCGGCAGUCGCUAGGAAAAUGGUGCUCGUCUGGGCUGUCGUUAUGUACAUUGGCCAGUCCAUUAAAGACAUUGUAAAAUGGCCGAGACCGCAAAGUCCCCCGGUCAUUAGACUGCAAACAAAAUGGUCUAUUGAAUAUGGAAUGCCUUCGACACAUGCUAUAAUUAGUAUUGUAUUACCAUUUCCUGUUUUCUAUUACAUUUCAAAUCGAUAUACAAUCGACUACAACGUCGGUAUCGCAAUGGUAUUUCUGUGGUGUAUGAUGAUUUCGCUUAGUCGUUUAUAUUUGGGUAUGCACACAGUUUUGGAUGUGAUUGCUGGCCUGAUAUUAGCCACUAUUUUGUUGAUUCCAUUUGUACCAUUGGCUGAUGUAUUAGACCGUUAUCUUAUGAGUAGCAAUUGGACACCAUUGAUAUUCAUUAUUGUUUCUGUGAGGUUAAUACUUAUUUACCCAACUAGUGAUCAGUGGACACCUACUAAAGGUGAUACGACUCUAAUUUUAGCAUCUUGUGCGGGUUUAUCGACUGGAGGUUGGUUGAACAUUAAAUUAGGUAUACAGGAUGAUAUUCGUGCUAUGAACCCAAUAAUUAAUGAUUCUAUCAGUUGGCUUUCAAUUAAUGAUUUGAGUGUGAUUGUGAUCAGAAGUGGUUUGGGCUAUAGUUGUAUAGCCUUGUUAUUUUUAAUUAGUUAUUACUUUCUUUGUGUUAUUGAUAAAAUAUUAAUAAAAUGUGGUAUGAAUAUAAUUGACGAUGCACUGAAAAGGCAUAUUCCUUUGUUAGAUAUAACUUACAAAUAUUUAACAUUUUACUUUGUAUGUUUAAAUAUUAUGGUUUCGAUACCAUUCUUGCAAAAUUUGUUAUUUGUAUCGAGACAGUCAUUUUACCAUGAAGCUAAGUAGUUAUUCGAUAUUGUUAAUUUAAUUUAAUAUAAGGGUCUGUUAUCGCU
This is a messenger RNA of Melanaphis sacchari, 1609 nucleotides long. RefSeq names its product sphingosine-1-phosphate phosphatase 2-like. Gene Ontology annotation, molecular function: sphingosine-1-phosphate phosphatase activity. Lineage: Eukaryota; Metazoa; Arthropoda; Insecta; Hemiptera; Aphididae. Bases 378 to 1562 code for a protein of 394 amino acids. The record is from RefSeq and is a predicted model, not a curated record. Gene Ontology annotation, biological process: phospholipid dephosphorylation; sphingosine metabolic process. Gene Ontology annotation, cellular component: endoplasmic reticulum membrane. The transcript has a single exon.